Messenger RNA from Dicentrarchus labrax (European seabass), 680 nucleotides. RefSeq names its product olfactory receptor 8B4-like. Gene Ontology annotation, biological process: G protein-coupled receptor signaling pathway. Gene Ontology annotation, molecular function: olfactory receptor activity. Lineage: Eukaryota; Metazoa; Chordata; Actinopteri; Moronidae. Gene Ontology annotation, cellular component: membrane. The record is from RefSeq and is a predicted model, not a curated record. The transcript has 2 exons. Bases 1 to 624 code for a protein of 207 amino acids.
AUGGGUCAUGGCCGAAAGAACGAGAUCACGGACAACCAGACUUUAAGAACAGAUAUUCUGCUUGUGGAGGGGUUAAAGGUCAGCCUGGAGUCCUCCAUUCCCGCCUUCAUCAUCCUCCUCCUCAUCUAUAUCUUCAUCAUGGUGUCCAAUAUUGGCCUUGUAGUCCUGAUCACCACGGAGAGGAGCCUUCACCAGCCAAUGUAUCUGCUCUUCUGCAACAUGAGCGUUAACGAUGCAUUGGGGGCCACGGUCAUCAUUCCUCACUUGCUGAGUAACAUUUUUGUUCCGAGCAGCGACCGCUUCAUUCCUUACAUCGACUGUGUCAUUCAGGCGUUUUAUGCUCACUUUUAUGCCGGUGCCACCCACACUAUACUAAUGAUCAUGGCUUUUGAUCGCUACAGCCACCUGGCUGUGUACAUCAUCAUGUUUGUGUCUGGCUUCAUCAUCAUCAUCCUCCAUCGAUUUCCAAACUUAUCCGAUUACAGGAAACUGGCAUCCAUCUUGUUCCACGUGGUCCCUCCUGCUAUGAACGCUAUUAUCUACGGACUACAAAUCAAAGUUGUCAGACAAAAAAUAUUCAUCAUGUUUAGCAGGAAAAGGACGACUGUAGCAGAGGUGAAAUGACUCAAUAGUGAAUUAAAUGUAAAUGAUUGUUAAUAAAAUAGUUGCACUUACUGAAA